AUGCUUUCAAUCAAUAUUCCAAAAUACACCACCCCCGACAAUUACGAGCUGAGCGAAGUCCCCGUUCCAACGGUCGACAACCCCAAAGACAUCUUGAUCAAGACUCAUGCAGUGAGCAUCAAUCCAAUCGAUGUCAAGAAAGCCUCUGGUGCAUCGAAGCUGGUCUUGAAAGAUAGUUUCCCAUACAAAAUCGGCUAUGACUGCGCCGGCGUCGUUCAGGAAGUCGGCUCCGAUGUAACUCGCUUCAAGCCCGGCGAUGAAGUUUUUGCGCGGCUGCCGGAGUGCCAUAGAGGAGCAUGGAGCGAGUAUGCGAAGUCUACGGAAGAUUUCGUCGCCCCGAAACCAGCCGGACUCUCCAUGGCAGAAGCAGCGUCUAUUCCCCUCGCGGCGAUGACAGCACUGCAAUCCCUUCGGCGGUAUCAAGGGAGCCUUGAAGGGAAGACGGUUUUCGUCCCUGCUGGAUUAAGUGGCACCGGUCUAUUCGCCUGCCAACUCGCAAAAAACGUCUUCAAAGCCGGCAAAGUAAUCACAACUGUCUCCACGGCCAAAGUGCCCAAAGUCGACGAACUCCUCGGACAUGGCGUCGUAGACGAGAUAAUCGACUACACAAAAACAGACCCGAAAACCAGCAUUCCUGAGAAAUCCGUCGACUUCAUUUUCGACACGACAGCCAGUGCCAUGGACUACCUCUCUCUCAUGCGCCCGGACACCGGGACAAUCGUGACUAUCUCAAUCCUCACAUCUGGAGACACGCUCCAGAAUUCAAGCUUGAUGCGUCUAUCGCCUGAUCCCGCAGACAAGGCCGUUGUCCCGUUCCCGCUUCGCUUUGCGUUGAAUGUGAUGGAUCGCAUUCGCGUUGUGAGGGCUUCGCGAUGGAAGGUUAAUUACUUCUCCGUCUUUCUCGAGCCGAAUGCGAAGGAUCUUGAUUUGGUGCGCGGGUGGGUUGAGGAGAGGAAGGUGAGGACUGUUGUUGGGACGAAGGCGCAUUAUAAAGAUGUCGGUGCAGUGCGCGAGGCGUGUCAGAAGGUGUUUGAUGGGAAGGGAGCUAUUGGGAAGGCGGUUAUCUUAUUUGACUAG
Penicillium cinerascens is the source of this 1077-nucleotide messenger RNA. RefSeq names its product NADP-dependent oxidoreductase. Lineage: Eukaryota; Fungi; Ascomycota; Eurotiomycetes; Eurotiales; Aspergillaceae. Bases 1 to 1077 code for a protein of 358 amino acids. Gene Ontology annotation, molecular function: oxidoreductase activity. The record is from RefSeq and is a predicted model, not a curated record. The transcript has 5 exons.